Messenger RNA from Poecilia latipinna (sailfin molly), 2072 nucleotides. Its product is annotated as cytidine deaminase-like. NCBI's taxonomy places the organism in Eukaryota, Metazoa, Chordata, Actinopteri, Cyprinodontiformes, Poeciliidae. Bases 100 to 636 code for a protein of 178 amino acids. Gene Ontology annotation, molecular function: cytidine deaminase activity; serine-type endopeptidase activity; zinc ion binding. Gene Ontology annotation, biological process: proteolysis. The record is from RefSeq and is a predicted model, not a curated record. Gene Ontology annotation, cellular component: cytosol. The transcript has 5 exons.
CGCCUGAGCUGAUGUCUGUAGACGUGGAUUACUUCGCAGACUGUUGGUACUACUACUACUUCAGGAUCACAAACAACAUGAUCUGCGCUGGGUCCACUGAUGGAGGAAGAGAUUCUUGUCAGCAGAGCCACAUCAUUCUCAUUUAGAUGCUCAAAACCAACCCAACAAAACAAAGAACGCAGGAUGGACCAAAGGCACUUGUCACCGGAGGAAGUUAAUGAACUGAUCAAUCAGUCCCACAAGGCCAAAGAACAUUCUUACUCUCCCUACAGCAAAUUUAGAGUGGGAGCUGCAGUCAAGACUCGAGACGGCCGUGUCUUUACAGGUUGCAAUGUGGAGAACGCAUGUUACAAUCUGGGAGUGUGUGCCGAAAGAAAUGUCAUUGCAAAGGCCGUGUCAGAAGGUUACAAAGACUUCAUUGCCAUUGCCAUCGCCAGUGAUAUGGAAACAGAGUUCAUCUCCCCAUGUGGAGCCUGCAGACAAGUCAUGAGAGAGUUUGGGUGUAAUUGGGACGUUUACCUUACAAAGACCGAUAAGUCGUACGAGAAGAUGACUGUGGACGAGCUACUGCCCCGCUCUUUUGGCCCCGAUGACCUGUCCAAGGAGAAGGUGUCCAACAUUCCCAGCAAUCACUGAGCUUGGAUUAUAUGACAAGUUAAUUUACAGAAACAUGAGAUGCACUCUGUUUUAGCAUACACACAACCUUCUCUACAUUUAUUCUCAUCUUUGGUAAAGUAUGAGUAAAAAAAGAAAAACAUAUUUAUAUAUAGAAUAGAAGCAUAUCUAGUUGCAAUAGCAUAAUCUCAAACUGAAAACUGUGCUUGAGAAUAAGCGCUGGUCUUUACCUCCCUUACGUUUAAAGCUUAACAUAAAUUUGCCUAAUUUGAAUAGCAUGUUCUCAUGUUUGUUUUUUUUUCCAUGUUGGGGAUCUAAGAUACAACGUACUAAUUUGAAUAGGUAAAUGUCUAAGGAAAAACAAAUUAGUAGUCGAGUUUUUCUAAAGGUUUCAGUGACGCUAUUGUACUGCAAUAAAAGAAAUUGACUUAAAAGUUGUUUUGGACACACCUUUAACAGUAAACACCACUUGUUUAGCAGCAGUUAAAUUUAUGAUUAAUACCAAUUUUUCUGUUGUCUGCCAACAAACAAUAUUUAAAUGUUCUAUAUCCGCAUUAUAAAAAUAUGAACAAGAGAUUUGUUUCAGCUUUGCACCACUGACUCAAAAACAACUGAUGGCCUCUUAAUGUAGAUAAAAAAUAUUUAUUAGUUCCAAGAAGCAAAAACAGAAAUUGAUGCACACAUUUGAAUAAAUAAACAUUUUCUGAAAAUGAGUCCUCUUUCAUUUUCUACAGCUAGACCAGAAAAGGAUGUUAAGGUUUCAGUGUACAGCAAAUAUUAUUUGUUGAGCAGCAAAGGAUUAUUAACAGUUAAGGAAUUAAUCAUCAAGAAAAGUGAAAUAUUUAUGCAGUGGAAAAAAAAAAAACAUUUAUCCAGCAGCGUCUUUUGAGUCUACCUACUUGAAGCUUACACAUUUGAGGUUAAAGGUUAAGAUUUACAGAAAGACAGAAUAAUAUGUUCUGACUGUUUCUCCCAAAAGUGACAACAAAAAAAAAUCAGCUUUUAAAUGAACAUUUCCGAUCGAAUAUUCCUAUUUGAUGUGUAAAAUCUCUUGAAGCAGUUUCAAAGUUGAAAUUUCCAUCAGCUAAAAAAAAAUGAAGGGGAAAAAAAUAAGUUUUGUGAUUAAACUGAAAAGUGUGUCUGGUAGGAAACAUUUGGCAAACAGGUUUCCUCUGACUGGAUGUAAUAACUGCUUAGCAUUGAGGCAGCCUAGUUAAAGUCCUGGCUGGGAUCUGUAAGAUUCAUGAAUUUUAAGGAGCGUUUCAUUGCUGAAAUACCACUAAAGGCUUUAUCGCUGAUUUAGUAAUGGCUUAAGUAAGAUUCAACAUGUGCUAAAUAAAAAGUUAUUGGGAGUUUGAAAUCUGCCAGGGGUAUGAAUAAUUCUGAGCCUAACUCUAUUCCUUCAGACCACAUGCUGAAAAUCGAUCUCUAAAGAGAAGUCUUAAAAAAAAAAAAAA